AGCAAGCCCACAGUAGCUAUGCUAUCAUCGCCAAUCCACCACUACCACCAAGAGGAAGAACCACAAACAAGCUAGAUGAACAAAAAAUGAGGGUGAGCAAGCCAUCCGCGCAAAAAGCGCUCCCAUAAUCCUAACAACCUACCAAAAAGUGCAAAAAAACACUUCUAACAACCACCUAAUACCAAAGUGCAUUGCCAAGAAAAAACACGCAAGUGGCCGAGUGACAAAGGUCGACGGUGGAGGAAUGACGGCAGGGAAAAGCAACGGAGGAAGAAAGGGGCAUAAAAGUCUAGAUUUGAGACGAGCUCAGAAAAACUAGAAAUUAAGCUGAUGUAGUGUUCACUUCAAUCUUAAACUUCGGCCAAAAAUUACUUAACAUGUACAUGUUCAAAGUCCAAGCACUCCCAUCGGCUCAGCUGAGCAACCGCAUCUUCCACCGUCCAUUUCAAUCCUCACCCGAUUUCUACACAAAUCUGUUCGAAAUCUACGCUCGUGAUCGACAGUUGCACUCUGCAAGAGCACUCCACGCCCAUUUGAUCACCAAUGGGUUGGCCAGUUUGACCCGUUUUGCCUCCAAGCUCAUAGCUUUGUAUGUUUCUUGUGGCCAAAUAGUCCAUGCCCGCAAACUGUUCGACAAAAUUCCCCAGACGAAUAUCCGCCGCUGGUUUGCUCUCAUCGGGGCCUGUGCUCGUUGUGGGUUUUAUCAGCAGGCAAUGGGUGUGUUCUGUGAGAUGCAGAGAGAGGGUUUAAGGCCGAACAAGAUUGUUAUUCCCAGUGUUUUGAAAGCCUGUGGGCACCUCUCGGAUGUUAAAACCGGUGAGAAACUUCACGCUGUGGUCCUCCGGUUCUCGUUUGAAUUUGAUGUUUUCGUUAGUAGUGCUCUCGUUGUUAUGUACGCAAAGAACGGGUGUGUAGAGAAGGCGCAUUGGGUGUUUGAUACGAUGGUGGAGAAAGAUUUGGUGGCUUUGAAUGCUAUGGUUUCGGGGUUUGCUCAACACGGGUUGGCUAGAGAAGCAUUGUGUUUGGUGGAGAAAAUGCAGCUGGAGGGGAUAAAGCCUAAUUUGAUAACUUGGAACAGUUUGGUUGCUGGGUUUUCACAGAAGGGUGACGGAGCAAUGGCGUCUAAGCUUUUUAAGAUGAUGCGCGAUAAUGGAAUUGAUCCUGAUGUGGUAUCUUGGACUUCAAUUAUAUCCGGGUGUGUGCAGAAUUUUCAGAACGAUAAGGCUUUUCGAACAUUUAAGCAAAUGUUGGGUCAUGGAUUGUAUCCAACUUCGAAUACAAUUAGUAGCCUCUUGCCUGCAUGUGCGGGUGUGACAAAUGUGAAGUCCGGAAAGGAGAUUCAUGCUUACGCUUUGGUGAUAGGAGUCGAACAAGAUGUGUAUGUUCGGAGUGCUCUUGUUGACAUGUAUGCAAAAUGCGGAUUCAUAUUUGAAGCGAAGGCUUUGUUUCGUAAGAUGUCUGAAAGGAACACAGUAACAUGGAAUUCGAUGAUUUUUGGAUACGCGAAUCAUGGAUAUUGCAACGAAGCAAUUGAGCUUUUCAACCAGAUGAAGCUGGAAGACGAUAAGAAACUCGAUUACCUGACUUUCAUAGCAGUUCUCACAGCUUGUUGUCAUGCUGGAAUGAUUGAACUUGGAGAAAGCUUGUUCAAUCUGAUGCAGGAAGAGUAUGGGAUUGUGCCAAGACUAGUACAUUAUGCAUGUAUGGUUGAUCUUCUAGGUCGAGCAGGGAAACUCACCGAGGCUUAUGAUAUGAUUAAGGCAAUGCCGAUGGAGCCAGAUUUGUUCGUAUGGGGAGCGUUAUUAGGAGCAUGUCGGAAUCAUGGGAAUAUAGAUCUAGCUGAAGUAGCUGCAACGCAUUUGUCAGAGGUAGAGCCGGAGAGUGCAGGAAACAGUCUGCUACUGUCAAGUCUAUAUGCUGGUUCUGGCAAUUGGGCGAACGUUGCAAGGUUGAAGAAAAUGAUGAAAAGAAACAAGUUAGGGAAACUUCCGGGAUGCAGUUGGAUGGAAACUGCCUGAUACAUGAGGAGGCCUUUGAAGGAAGAUUUUGACGAAAUUCUAAGGCAAGUCAUCGAAACUAAUUCCGGAGUCCUUUCAUCACACUUUCUUUGCCGGAGCUAUGUUGAAAUUUUCUGUUCCCGAGGAGGGAGGGAAGCCGGAUAAUAGUGAGAAUGAUAACUUCCUCCUUGUCGCUUUCUAAAUCUAAGUGUAGAUGGCUCUCGUCUAAGUAUGUGGCCUCCAUUUCCGCCAGAGGUCGUUUUUAAGGAUUCUUCCGGGAAUUGGAUUGCAGGCUUCACUUCCAAUCUUGGCAAAAGAAGUUAUUGUUGCCGAGGCUAUGAACUUGACAGAGACAAAUCUUCCUUCGC
Molecule: messenger RNA, 2365 nt
Organism: Pyrus x bretschneideri (Chinese white pear)
Lineage: Eukaryota; Viridiplantae; Streptophyta; Magnoliopsida; Rosales; Rosaceae
Product: pentatricopeptide repeat-containing protein At5g59600
Exons: 2
Coding region: 378-2018 (546 amino acids)
Biological process (GO): RNA modification
Molecular function (GO): protein binding; RNA binding
Source: RefSeq, a predicted model, not a curated record